Adineta ricciae is the source of this 525-nucleotide messenger RNA. NCBI's taxonomy places the organism in Eukaryota, Metazoa, Rotifera, Eurotatoria, Adinetida, Adinetidae. The record is from the annotation of a GenBank genome assembly.
AUGGUACCACGAAUUAUUAUAACACCGCGAUUACGUAGUGCAUUUAAAGCGUGUGUUGGAGGAAGUUUUGUCUUUGUUGGUGCAAAUCUGCUUAUGGGUAGCGAACGAUUUUAUGAAGAAGUUGUCAUGCCAACCUUACGAUGGAUCGAUCCGGAAACCGUACAUCGAUUUUCGAUACAAAUGGCUAAAUUUGGGCUUGUUCCUCGAAUGAAAACCAUCGAUGAUCCGAUUCUGCAUUCCACUGUAUGGAAUAGACGAUUUAAAAAUCCUAUUGGUCUAGCUGCUGGUUUUGAUAAGAAUGGUGAAGCGAUUGAUGGAUUAACAAAGUUUGGCUUUGGAUUUAUUGAAAUUGGAACAGUUACACCGAAACCACAAGCCGGUAAUGAAAAACCUCGUGUCUUUCGUCUCACAGAAGAUCGUGCGGUAAUCAAUCGUUACGGGUUUAAUAAUGAUGGCUAUGAAGCAGUUCGCGCGCGUCUCAUCGACUAUCGUCAACGUACAAAAGCAAAUAACGACCGUAAGUAG